Messenger RNA from Cuscuta campestris, 2236 nucleotides. Lineage: Eukaryota; Viridiplantae; Streptophyta; Magnoliopsida; Solanales; Convolvulaceae. The record is from the annotation of a GenBank genome assembly.
CGUUCUCUCUCAUCAUGCUGCAGAGCUCCUCCCUUUCCGACUCCUCCAGAAGCUAAACUACCGCCGCGCCAUGUCUUCAUCUGCCAUUUCUUCUGCUCUAUGCCUUCCCUUUUCUCGAUCGAGCUCCUCUAAGUCAUGCUAUAGAAAGGAUAGCGUGCCUAUGGAGGGCUCAGAGUCUUUUCUUUGUAUGGCGAUGAGGGUGGGUUAGUGGACAAGAAGAGCCCAUGGCUGACACUAUUUAAUGUUGAAGAUCCAAGGUCCAAAGUUCCCCAAUGUAAAGGUAAGUUCCUUGAUGUAAACAUUGCUUUAGAAGUGGCUCGAUAUGAUCUACAGUAUUGUGAUUGGAGAGCUCGUCAAGAUGUCCUUACAAUCAUGCUUCUGCACGAGAAGGUUGUCGAAGUGUUAAACCCUCUUGCCCGCGACUAUAAAUCUAUUGGAACCAUGAAGAAGGAACUUGCAGAUUUGCAGGAAGCACUUGCACAAGCUCACAAGCAUGUGCACAUGUCAGAGGCACGGGUUUCUGCCGCCUUAGAUAAGCUGGCUUACAUGGAAUCAAUGGUAAAUGACAGGUUGUUGCUUGACCAGCACACAGCAGAAGUUGGUAGCUCUUCCCCUUCUCUUAGUGCACCUAUAAGGCAUUCAGAAAAUGUUGAGAGGAAGAUGCGUCGAAGAAGCCUAAAUGUAUCCGGUCCCAUCCAAAAUUACAGUGACCGUCUGAUGAACUUCUGGUAUCCUGUUGCUUUCUCCAGUGAUCUUAAGGAUGAUACCAUGAUGCCAAUUGAUUGCUUUGAGCAGCCAUGGGUAAUCUUUCGUGGGAAUGAUAGAAAGCCAGGAUGCGUCCAAAACACAUGUGCUCAUCGAGCCUGCCCCCUUCAUCUAGGUUCAGUAAAUGAUGGGCGAAUACAAUGUCCUUACCACGGCUGGGAGUAUGCUACAGAUGGAAAAUGCGAGAAAAUGCCAUCAACAAGAUUACUAAAUGUAAAGCUAAAAACAUUGCCAUGCUUUGAGCAAGAAGGCAUGAUUUGGAUUUGGCCUGGAAAUGAUCCUCCAGAAGCUACAAUACCUUCUUUAAAACCUCCCCCGGGAUUUCAAAUCCAUGCAGAGAUUGUCAUGGAGCUCCCUGUGGAACAUGGUUUACUAUUAGACAACCUUUUAGAUCUUGCACACGCUCCUUUCACCCACACUUCGACUUUUGCUAAAGGAUGGAGCAUACCAAGCUUGGUGAAAUUUUUUACUCCUGAAUCUGGUCUACAAGGACACUGGGAUCCAUAUCCGAUCGACAUGGAAUUUAGACCACCCUGUAUGGUGUUAUCUACUAUUGGAAUAUCAAAGCCUGGAAAACUGGAGGGGCAGAAUACCAAACAGUGUGCUACACACCUUCACCAAAUGCAUGUGUGCUUACCUUCGUCCACACAGAAGACUAGGUUAUUAUACAGGAUGUCUCUGGAUUUCGCGCCGAUGCUCAAACACUUCCCCUUCAUGCAGUAUUUGUGGAGGCACUUCGCUAAACAGGUCUUGAAUGAGGAUCUGCGGCUUGUGAUUGGGCAACAGGACCGCAUGAUCAAUGGUGCUAACAUCUGGAAUCUUCCGGUCUCGUACGACAAGCUAGGAGUAAGGUAUAGGUUAUGGAGGGAUGCUCUAGAACGCGGUGCUGAACAUUUACCUUUCCAGUAGAUGUGCAUUUCACAGCCAAAAUAAUUUGUCACUUGCCAAAUUACUUCUGAAGCUCUACUUCAAGGGCAACAUCCUAAUUCCCAAGCUCGGUUUUGAGACGAAGCGGCAAAGCAUAAAUGCAGCUAUUAUUUGACCGGUACACACGGCUGCGCAGUUAAAGGGACUGCGCCAAGUCGUAUCGUUUGUACUCUUUUUUGAACAAAUAAUUCUUCACCAUAUUUGCCCACCUCCUUUUUGGCUCCCAACUGCUUUGCUUUAGGUGCUAAAUUUCGCAUAGAAAUGGCAAAUGGAAAUUUUAGCUGUUAGCUUUGUUGUGUUUUUUCUCUCCCACUUUCCAACAAAUUACCCAGCUUGGGUUCGGCUUAAUGGGUCCAACAACUCAUAUUAAGUGCAUGGACAAGGGUGGAAACGGUUGUAAAUUGUUACACUCGUAUUUCAUUACACAUUAUGUAAAUAUUACGGAUUGUAAUGUACGGAGUAUAUAUAUAUAUUAUCUAAAUCGUCCUUUACUUUUGGUGAUUUAUCUUAUAAAAAAUGUGUGUAAUAAGAACAUUUACUCUUG